GGAGAGGGACAUUUUUGAAGGGUUUAAGCUCUGGUGAAAAGUUUGCAAAGGAAUUUGGAGGAAUUUUACUCGUCGAGAAUGGAAGAGCAGAAAGAGAAGCAAGAGAAAGUGCUGGUACUUCCAUGGAUGCGAAGCCCUGUAGAUGUUAGCCUCUUUGAAGAAUGCCCUCUUUCUCUUGUCCCUUGCCUCGACCCCAGGUUGAAGGUGGCUUUGCAGAACAUGGGCUUUGCUUCGCUCUUUCCAGUUCAAGUUGCAGUUUGGCAAGAGACAAUUGGGCCUGGUUCUUUUGAGCGCGACCUGUGUGUUAAUUCACCGACUGGUAGCGGAAAGACUCUAGCUUAUGCUUUGCCUAUAGUGCAAGCACUGUCAACUCGUGCUGUUAAGUGUCUGCGCGCUUUAGUCGUUUUGCCCACUCGUGAUUUAGCCUUGCAGGUCAAAGAGAUUUUUUCUGUGAUUGCACCUGCAGUGGGAUUAUCUGUUGGUCUGGCCGUUGGGCAAUCUUCCAUUGCUGAUGAAAUUUCUGAACUAGUCAAGAGACCUAAGCUUGAGGCUGGCAUUUGUUAUGACCCGGAAGAUUUUUCACUUGGGUUACCAAGUUCGGUGGACAUAUUAGUGGCGACACCUGGAAGGCUGAUGGACCAUAUUAAUUCAACUAAGGGUUUUACACUUGAGCAUCUUUGCUACCUUGUCGUUGAUGAAACAGAUCGAUUACUCAGGGAAGCAUAUCAAUCUUGGCUGCCUACUGUGCUCCACCUGACUAGAUUCAAUGAUGAAGGUUUCUUUCCUCGUGCUCACACUUUUCUACCUUCUUCCCUUGGUUCCUUAAAAACCAUAAGGAGAUCGGGUGUUGAGAGGGGAUUUAAGGGUAAGCCUUACCCAAGGCUUGUAAAGAUAGUUCUUUCUGCUACUCUGACCCAGGAUCCAAGUAAGCUUUCUCAGCUUGCUCUACAUCAUCCGUUGUUCUUGACAACUGGGAAAAGGCGUUAUCAACUUCCAGAGAAAUUAGAAUCAUACAAAUUGAUGUGUGAAACAAAACUCAAACCUUUAUAUUUGGUUGCUCUUCUGCAAAAGUUAGGAGGGGAGAAGUGCAUUGUUUUUACAUCAUCGGUAGAGUCCACUCAUCGUCUAUGCACCUUACUAAACUUUUUUGAUGAUUUGCCAUUCAUAAUCAAGGAGUAUUCUGGCCUUCAACGCCAGUCUGUAAGAAGUAAAACAUUGAAAGGGUUCCGAGAAGGGCAGAUACAAGUACUUGUUUCGUCUGAUGCAAUGACUCGUGGAAUGGAUGUCGAAGGGGUGAAAUAUGUGAUUAAUUAUGAUAUGCCUGUGUACAUAAAAACAUACAUUCAUCGGGCAGGUCGGACUGCAAGAGCAGGUCAGGCUGGACGUUGCUUCACUUUGCUGAGUAAAGAUGAGGCCAAACAUUUCAAGAAGCUGUUACAGAAAGCAGAUAACAACUCUUGUCCUGGCUAUGCUGUUCCUUCAAGUUCUAUUGAAUCAAUGCACUCAAUUUACACCUCUGCACUCGAGAAAUUGAAAGAGACUGUUGAGAUGGAAGCAUACCAGAAGCGCAAAAUGGGUUUCAAGUCGUCUAGAGUGGGGAAAAGAAGUGGAACACACCCCUCAAAAGAAUAGCAUGGAACCACUGAAGUAUUUCCAUCUUUUAAUAUAUGGGAAAGAACUUGCAGGUGCUGAGACUUAAACCAUCUGGGUUGGAAUUGGAUCAACAUGGAUGAAGGUUGCUAGCUAAAAACAAAAGAAAGAUGCCAUCUGAGCUUUGGAACAUCCAUAAGAGGAGGAAAAAGACACUUUUUGCAUCUUCAGUUGUAUUAGGUCGCCGCAGCAAACAGGCAAAGAUUUACCAAUCAAACGGAAAUUAGCAAAAAUACG
Molecule: messenger RNA, 1887 nt
Organism: Morus notabilis
Lineage: Eukaryota; Viridiplantae; Streptophyta; Magnoliopsida; Rosales; Moraceae
Product: DEAD-box ATP-dependent RNA helicase 1
Exons: 9
Coding region: 79-1632 (517 amino acids)
Cellular component (GO): nucleus
Molecular function (GO): nucleic acid binding; ATP binding
Source: RefSeq, a predicted model, not a curated record